UGGGCCCAUAUCCAAAUAUAAUGACCCAACUCCAUUUUGACCCGAAUUUGACUCUACAGCUUUCAGAUUUCAAAAUUGACAGAUACAAUUCGUAAAUCCCUGAAAUUUGUGCUAAAUUUCAAUUAAUUUUGGCUGGCCAAUUACAAAUAAUAGCAUGAGUUCUAUCUUCAGCUGAGAGGCAGGAAUUCUUGUAAUGGAGAAGAGGGACUUUUGCAUCUCCACCAUGGAAUCAUUAAACAUCGCAGUUCUAUUAAUUAUUGGUGUCAUCACUAUACUUGUGAUACGAAUUAUUUAUGUUCUUUAUAGGAGCAGCAAACCGAUUCAUUCCAAACCACCACAAUCCCUCAGUACUCUUAUUGUUCUGGGUUCAGGUGGUCACACAGCAGAAAUGCUAAAUUUAUUAUAUGUUCUUCAAACGGAAAGGUUUAAGCCGAGGUAUUAUAUUGCUGCUGCUACUGAUAAUAUGAGUCUCCAAAAAGCACACGUGUUUGAGGAUUCCUUGCUUGGUAAGGAAACACCUGAGGAAGUAGGGGGAGCUGAAUUCAUGCAGAUAUAUCGAAGUCGAGAGGUUGGUCAAUCGUAUAUGACCUCAGUCGGAACCACAUUGAUUGCAAUUGCACAUGCCUUGUGGUUAAUGAUCAAGAUCAGACCCCAAGUGAUUCUGUGCAAUGGCCCUGGAACGUGUAUUCCACUAUGUGCAAUUGCCUUCCUUUUUAAGGUUUUGGGAAUUAAGUGGUCAUCGAUUUUCUAUAUGGAGAGCAUUGCAAGAGUCAGGAAGCUAUCUUUGAGUGGUUUGCUUCUUUACAAGCUACGAAUGGCUGAUCAGUUAUUCGUGCAAUGGCCACAACUAAAAGAGAAAUAUCCCCGAGCUCAUUAUGUGGGUCGUCUUAUGUAACAUAUCGGUUUCUGAUCUAUUAUAGCCAGGUAGCACUCGAGCUGUUUUGAUGCUUUUUGAAUGGUUUGCUUCCUUACAAGCUAGGCGUAACUUAUCAGUUAUUUGUGCAACGACAGCAACUAGAAAAGAAGUAUCUCUGAGUUCAUUAUGUUGGUUGUUCGAUCAAUUUCUAAUCUAUUAUAACGAGGUAGUACUCGAGCUCUGUUGAUGCUGUUUGAAGAAUUCUGUGAAUGGAUGUAAAGGAUCUUCGUUUGAUAGAGAAUAUAAUUGCUAUCUUCUUGAGGAAAGGAAAGAAAUUAAUGAUCAUUAUCGAUGUUAUUGGCA
Lycium barbarum (goji berry) is the source of this 1219-nucleotide messenger RNA. RefSeq lists its product as uncharacterized. Gene Ontology annotation, cellular component: UDP-N-acetylglucosamine transferase complex. Gene Ontology annotation, biological process: dolichol-linked oligosaccharide biosynthetic process. Bases 194 to 895 code for a protein of 233 amino acids. The transcript has 6 exons. Lineage: Eukaryota; Viridiplantae; Streptophyta; Magnoliopsida; Solanales; Solanaceae. The record is from RefSeq and is a predicted model, not a curated record.